AAAAUGACGAACACAAAGGGAAAGAGGAGAGGAACCCCAUAUAUGUUCUCUAGGCCUUUUAGAAAACAUGGAGUUGUUCCUUUGGUCACAUAUAUGCGAAUCUACAAGAAAGGUGAUAUUGUAGACAUUAAGGGAAUAGGUACCAUUCAAAAAGGAGUGCCCCAUAAAUGUUAUCAUGGCAAAACUGGGAGAGUCUACAAUGUUACCCAGCAUGCUGUUGGCAUUGUUGUGAAUAAGCAAGUUGAGGGCAAGAUUCUUGCCAAGAGAAUUAACGUGUGUAUUGGGCAUAUUAAGCACUCUAAGAGCCGAGACAGCUUCCUGAAACGUGUGAAGGAAAAUGAUCAGAAAAAGAAGGAAGCCAAAGAGAAAGGUAUCUGGGUUCAGCUGAAAUGCCAUCCUGCUCCAGCCAGAGAAGCACAUUUUGUGAAAACAAAUGGAAAGGAGCUUGAGCUGCUGGAACCUAUUUCCUAUGAAUUCAUGGCAUAA
Sciurus carolinensis (gray squirrel) is the source of this 486-nucleotide messenger RNA. RefSeq names its product 60S ribosomal protein L21-like. Gene Ontology annotation, cellular component: cytosolic large ribosomal subunit; ribosome. Gene Ontology annotation, biological process: translation. The transcript has a single exon. The coding region runs from base 4 to 486 and encodes 160 amino acids. Lineage: Eukaryota; Metazoa; Chordata; Mammalia; Rodentia; Sciuridae. Gene Ontology annotation, molecular function: structural constituent of ribosome. The record is from RefSeq and is a predicted model, not a curated record.